Ostrea edulis (European flat oyster) is the source of this 8093-nucleotide messenger RNA. Its product is annotated as SCO-spondin-like. Gene Ontology annotation, cellular component: membrane. The record is from RefSeq and is a predicted model, not a curated record. Gene Ontology annotation, molecular function: protein binding. The transcript has 12 exons. Bases 80 to 7732 code for a protein of 2550 amino acids. Lineage: Eukaryota; Metazoa; Mollusca; Bivalvia; Ostreida; Ostreidae.
AACAUAAGUUUUAUUACGUAGUAAGAUUUCUUCUACAAAGGUGAAUGACAUGGCGAACUUGGCAAACCAUUAACGAAAAAUGGAAUCGUCACUUUUGAAUAUUAAUAUCUGUAUCGUAUUUAUUGGAUUGACUUUUAUACCAUCCUCAUCUUUCAGUAAUGCCCAGUCCCAGCUUAUAAGAUUAGUGGGUGGACAAUCAGCUAGUGAAGGUCGGGUAGAAGUGUUACAUAAUGGAAAGUGGGGAACGGUAUGCGAUGACAAUUUCGAUAACAAAGAUGCUGCUGUCGUCUGCUCCAUGCUAGGAUUCAGGAGGACCAAUGCUACAGCUAAGCAGUCGGCAUUUUUUGGAGAAGGGACGGGGCAAAUUUGGAUGGAUGAACUUCGAUGUGCAGACGCUGAUACAGAUCUGUUUCGAUGUCAACAAAACGUGCUUGGUUUUCACAACUGUGGUCAUGGGGAGGACGCCGGAGUUGUCUGCCAAGCGGGGGCUUCAAAUAUAAGAUUGACGGGAGGAACCAGUGAUAUGGAGGGUCGGGUGGAGAUACUUUACAAUAAUAAAUGGGGGACUGUCUGUGAUGAUUCCUGGGGCAAUACGGACGCUGCGGUUACAUGCUUCAUGCUGGGAUAUUCAAGAGUAAAUGCUGUAGCGAAAACAUCAGCUUACUUCGGCCAAGGUAACAGUCAGAUGGAAAUCUGGAUGGAUGAUGUAAACUGCCAAGGAGAUGAAAUAGAUUUAUUUCGUUGUAACAGAACGGCCAUGGGUUCACAUAACUGCCAACACUCGGAGGAUGCAGGGGUUGUUUGUUCAUUAGAUGGAGCUGUGCGCCUUGUAGGCGGGAAGACAGCAUUAGAAGGGCGUGUUGAAAUAUAUUACAAUGGUUCAUGGGGAACAAUAUGUGACGAUUCUUGGGAUAACGUAGAUGCGAUGGUGAUGUGCUCAACACUUGGACUUUCUAGGAAAGAUGCCAUUGCUAGGCAGGGAGGAUACUUUCCAAAAGGCCUUGGUACUAUCAUGCUUGAUAACGUAAACUGUAUGGGCACAGAGACAGCCAUUUCAGAAUGUCAGCAUGGCGGUUGGAAAAAUCACGAUUGCCAACAUAGUGAGGACGCUGGUGUGUCUUGUCGAUCGACGCAAUGGCCUGGAAGCGGAAUGCAACCUAAAGGCUGUGGAGCUGCAGACAUCUUGAUAAUAAUGGAUGAUAGCGGUAGUGUUGGAACGAGUAAUUUCGAAAGUAUGAAAUUGUUCGUAAAAGACGUCAUACAAGGUCUAUAUUUCCAGCAAUUUAGAUUUAGUGUGAUAAUAUUUAGUGCAUCUGUGAAUAAAAUUAUCGGAUUUUCCGAUUAUUCUGAUGUCACUGACAUACUGUUAGCAGUACAACAAAUAACGUAUAGAUCUGGCGGCUCUACACGGACAGAUGCUGCUCUCAAAUAUGCAAGACAGUCGAUCUUUAAUGUUAAAAGACCAGAUGCUGCUAGUAUUGUAAUUUUGUUUACGGAUGGGAAAUCUACUGACUCGGAUGAAACGAAACAAGAAGCAGUUGAGCUACGUAGUCGCAAAGUACGAAUAUUUUCAAUUGGAGUUGGAAGUGGUCCAGAUACAGAAGAACUGAAUGCAAUAGCGUCAUCUCCUAGUGAUGAGCAUGUUUUUCAAGUCUCUUCAUUUACGACACUUUCAAGAAUUCAAAGUGCAGUACAAAAUAGAACCUGUGAAGCGUCCGUGGAUGGAGGAUUCAGCGAAUGGUCUACAUGGACCACAUGUAAUAGAACUUGCGGAACUGGAACUAAAACAAGAAGUCGAACGUGUACAAAUCCAGUGCCAGCAUAUAAUGGCCGAAAUUGCACCGGUAGUUACAGAGAGAUUGUAUCGUGCACAAUAGUUGGUUGCCCUGUAGAUGGACACUGGGGUGAUUGGACGCCUUGGACAGACUGUAGUGUGUCAUGCGGAGAUGGACAUCAGCGAAGAAGAAGAGGUUGUACAAAUCCAAGACCCCAACAUGGGGGCACUCUCUGUUCGGGAGCAAACAUGGAAACCCUGACGUGCAACUCUGGUUCUUGUCCCGUUCAUGGUGGGUUUAGUUCAUGGAGUGACUGGAAUUCAUGUUCAAAAUCUUGCGGAUUAGGAACAAAGUCUAGAAAUCGCUCAUGCACUAAUCCAUCUCCCCAAUAUAACGGUAGAAAUUGCACUGGUGCGUACAAGGAGACAGACACUUGUUUAACAACACUCUGUCCUGUGAACGGAGAUUGGGCUUUAUGGUCAAUUUGGACUCGGUGUAGUGUUUCUUGUGGUGGAGGAAGGCGAGAAAGAGAGAGAAGGUGUGAUAACCCUUCUCCUCGAUAUGGGGGACAGCGAUGUUACGGGGACAAUCAGGAGGAACUAGACUGCAAUGCAGACCCAUGUCCGAUAGACGGCAGAUUCAGUCAGUGGAGCUAUUGGAGUCGUUGUUCAAGGACAUGCGGUCUGGGAGAAAGAACUAGAAAUCGUUCAUGCACUAAUCCAUCUCCCCAAUAUAACGGUAGAAAUUGCACUGGUCCGUACAAGGAGACAGAGACUUGUUUAACAACACUCUGUCCUGUGAACGGAGGUUGGGCUUUAUGGUCAAUUUGGACUCAGUGUAGUGUUUCUUGUGGUGGAGGAAGGCGUAAAAGAGAGAGAAGGUGUGAUAACCCUUCUCCUCGAUAUGGGGGACAACUUUGUUCCGGGGACAAUCAGGAGGAAAUAGACUGCAAUGCAGACCCAUGUCCGAUAGACGGUGGAUUCAGUCAGUGGAGCGAUUGGAGUCGUUGUUCAAAGACAUGCAAUCUGGGAGAGAAAACUAGAAGUCGUACAUGUACUAAUCCAUUACCAAAAUAUAAUGGCAGGAACUGUACUGGGGUUAAAAAAGAGACACAAGAUUGCUUGAUUAAACUUUGUGCUGUUGACGGUGGCUGGAGUGUAUGGAAUUCAUGGACACACUGCAACGCUUCCUGUGGAGGAGGCCGGCGUGAGAGAGAGAGAGUGUGCGAUAACCCUCGACCAAGGAAUGGAGGUCGACUUUGCUUUGGUGGAGGUAAACAAAUUAUGGAUUGCAAUACAAAUCCUUGUCCAAUUCACGGGGGAUUUAGUCAGUGGGGUACCUGGAGUGUAUGUUCUCGAAAGUGUAAUGGUGGACAGAGGACAAGAAAAAGAAAUUGUGGAAGCCCUGCUCCAGCAUUCGGAGGAUCCAACUGUUCCGGUGUCUGGAAAGAAAUUCAGACCUGUAAUGAUCACCAUUGUCCAGUUGAUGGAGGGUUCAACGACUGGACGCAGUGGGCAGACUGUAGCGUGACCUGCGGUCAGGGGAAAAAGCAACGGUACAGGUAUUGCAAUAAUCCAGUACCAGCAUAUGGCGGUAGACAGUGUUACGGUGAUACCAUUUUAGAAGACAAUUGUAUGGUUCGAAAUUGUCCUAUCAACGGUGGGUUUUCAAAUUGGAGUUCGUGGUCACUGUGUUCAAAAUCAUGUGGAGGAGGAGACACGUUUAGACGCCGAAUUUGUGAUGACCCAGCUCCAUCCCACGGUGGGCGUAAUUGCACAGGUACCUUUGUAGAAUCUAACGUAUGCAAAACUAAUCCUUGUCCGAUUGACGGGCAGUUUGGAGCAUGGGAAAGAUGGUCCCUUUGUUCUAAAUCGUGUGGAAAGGGAACUCAAAAUAGAGUAAGACAAUGUGAUAGUCCAUACCCUCGAUAUGGUGGCCGAAAUUGCACCAAGACAUUUUCUGAAACUAAAACAUGUAACACACUGAAUUGCCCAAUUGACGGUGGCUUCGGUGACUGGAUCAGCUGGACAGAUUGUUCAGUUAGUUGUGGGGGUGGGAAAAAGUAUCGAUCCCGGUUUUGUGAUUCUCCAAUUCCGUCAUUUGGGGGUAAAAACUGUAGUGGAAAUUUUUCAGAAGAAUCAUUUUGUAAAACGUUUCCUUGUCCAAUUGAUGGCUUUUUUGAUGAAUGGGAAGAUUGGACUCCUUGUUCUCAUAGCUGUGGAGGUGGUAUACAAACAAGGAAUCGGAUAUGUUUUGAUCCUAAGCAUGGAGGCCGUGCGUGCACGGGGCAUUUCGUUGAAUCAUUGAAUUGCAAUGUCAAUCGCUGCCCUAUCGAUGGUGCAUUCAGUGAAUGGAAUACAUGGACACCGUGUACUAAAAGUUGUGGUGGAGGGACUAAGAAAAGGUCUAGACAUUGUAAUAAUCCCAUACCAAUGUAUGGUGGUAAAAAUUGUAGUGGUGUUUAUAAAGAAGAGGGUGACUGUAGCAAAAGUCCCUGUCCUGUAGAUGGGAAUUACGCUGAAUGGAAUGAAUGGACAGAUUGCUCAAAGACAUGUGGGAGUGGUAAACAAUAUCGAAGACGUACUUGCUCAAAUCCUUUUCCAAAGUAUGGUGGAAAAGAUUGUGUUGGAAAGUCAAUGGAAUCAGAAAUUUGCAAUGAGUUUUCAUGUCCUGUUAAUGGACGGUUUUCCUCUUGGAGUGAAUGGGAUAGUUGCACAGUGACAUGCGGUGGAGGAACAUCAAAGCGAGUCAGAGAGUGCAACAAUCCUCUUCCCCAAUACGGUGGAAACAAUUGUUCAGGUAAAUUUCAAGAUAUCAAAAUGUGCAUGGAAAAUCCUUGUCCAAUAAAGGGAGGAUUCAGCGAUUGGGGUGUUUGGUCCUCUUGCUCCAAAUCUUGUGGAACUGGUCAACGAACCCGUGAACGAUCAUGUAAUAAUCCUACACCACGAUUUGGGGGAGACAAUUGUAAAGGCUUAUUUGAAGUCUCAACCGAAUGUAAUGCACAACCAUGUCCUGUUCAUGGAGAGUUUGGUGAAUGGCAGCCGUGGAUAUCGUGUCCAGUGACAUGUGGAGGUGGUAUUAGGAACAGGAUACGAUUUUGUGAUUCACCAACUCCGUCGUUUGGGGGUAGAGACUGCAUAGGCAACAACAUAGAAGAAAUAAAAUGUAAUGAAUUUUCAUGCCCAGUUGAUGGUGGUUUUGCCGAAUGGAAUGGCUGGUCGCAUUGCACAAGAAGCUGUGGUGGGGGAAUCAAGACUAGAAACAGAACAUGUGAUAAUCCUCGUCCGCAACAUGGCGGGAAACCUUGUAUUGGACAUUUCAUAGAUUAUCUGAAUUGCAACAUUCAAUUGUGUCCAAUAGAUGGUGGAUUUAGUGAAUGGGGAUUAUGGUCCUCCUGUUCAUCGAGUUGUGGUGGCGGAAGUUCGAAGCGACAACGUUCUUGUACAAACCCUGUUCCAAGAUAUGGAGGAAAAAAUUGCUCCGAAAUGUUUGUUCAAAUAAAAACAUGUCAAACAAAUCCAUGUCCGAUAGACGGAGGUUUCGGUGAAUGGGGUUCUUGGUCCCCAUGUUCCGCAUCAUGUGCAUACGGUUCUAAACGUCGAGGAAGGCAGUGUGACAAACCAUUUCCAAGAUAUAAUGGGAAAAAUUGCAGUGACAUGUUCAUUGAAGAUACGUCCUGCUACUCUGGACCGUGUCCUAUCAACGGUGGAUUUAGUAAUUGGGAAGUCUGGGGAGAUUGUUCAACUACAUGUGGAGGUGGAAUGAAAACAAGGAAACGUAAAUGUGAUAACCCGAUACCUGCGUUUGGUGGAAAUAAUUGCAGCAAUCCAUUUUCAGAAGUUCAAAAUUGUAACUCAUUUCCCUGCGCAAUUGAUGGGAAAUUUUCUGAAUGGAGUGAUUGGUCAAUUUGUUCAUCCAGCUGUGGUGGUGGAUCAAUGAGUCGAUCGCGAUCUUGUUCCAAUCCAUCUCCUAGACACGGUGGGAAGCCUUGUAAUGGUCUUAAAUUUGAAUAUAGUGUAUGCAACAUUCGUCAAUGUCCUAUUGAUGGAGGAUUUUCAGAAUGGGGAAUUUGGACAACUUGUACAGUUACUUGUGGUGGUGGAUUAUCAACUAGAAGACGAAUUUGUGCCAAUCCAAGUCCUCUGUAUGGCGGUAAAAAUUGCUCAGGUUUAUAUUCUGAAUCUAAAGUGUGCAACGAGGAUUAUUGUCCAAUUGAUGGUGGAUUUAGUGAAUGGAGUUUGUGGUCUCUAUGUUCUUUAUCGUGUGGUGGAGGGUCAAGGACAAGAAAAAGAGAAUGUAGUAACCCUUUUCCACAACAUAGAGGGAAAAAUUGUACAGAUAAAUACGAAGAAGCCGAAAAUUGCAACAUUUUACCUUGUCCAGUGGAUGGUGGAUUCGGAAAUUGGGAGUCAUGGUCUGUUUGCUCUAGAAGUUGUGGAAAAGGUGUUAAGCGAAGAGAAAGACAAUGUGAUUCACCUACACCGAGGCAUGGGGGUAAAAAUUGUGAUGGAAAUUCCUCCACAACGCUGCCAUGCAAUGAUAUUCCAUGUCCAAUUAACGGUGGUUUUUCAGAUUGGACUGUUUGGUCACAGUGUUCACAGAGUUGUGGAGGGGGUGUGAAAACACGGUUAAGAACAUGUAGUAAUCCACUACCACAGCACGGUGGGAAACCUUGCAAUGGUCAUUUUACUGAAUCUCUGAAUUGCAAUUACCAUCAUUGUCCUAUUGAUGGCGGUUUUUCUGUUUGGAGUAUUUGGUCUCCAUGCUCUGUAACUUGCGGUGGAGGAUCUUCUAGAAGAUCACGCUCAUGUUCAAAUCCAAGUCCGUUAUAUGGGGGUAAAAAUUGCAAUGGCGACAAAGGAGAAAUUGUGCUAUGUAAUACGCAUCACUGUCCUAUCGACGGAAAAUACGGUGAUUGGAGCAGUUGGUCUAAAUGUUCCCUUUCCUGUGGAGGUGGCUCGAAGUCAAGGUCUCGACGAUGCAAUAAUCCAUCGCCACAAUAUGGAGGGAAACAAUGUAGCGGUAAUGGUGAGGAAUAUUCAUCAUGCAACAGUCAUCCAUGCCCAAUAGACGGUGCAUUUAGUGAAUGGGAAGCAUGGUCAACAUGUUCCCAUAGCUGUGGUGGUGGUAAAAAAUCAAGGUUACGACUUUGCAAUCACCCUGCUCCAGCAUUCGGUGGAAGGAAUUGUUCUGGGUUAUUCUAUGAAUAUUCUAAUUGUAAAACAUUUCCUUGUCCAGUUGAUGGGGGUAUAGGUGUUUGGAGUGAAUGGACAUUGUGUUCAGUAAGUUGUGGUGGGGGCACUCAGUCAAGAAACAGGUCAUGCGAUAAUCCGAUUCCAAAAUACGGUGGAAAAGAUUGUGAUGCUGAAAUGUCAAAUUCAGUUAUUUGCAACACAAACGAGUGUCCUGUUGAUGGAGAAUAUAGCGAUUGGGAGGCUUGGACUUCAUGUUCUGUAACAUGUGGAGGUGGCAAAGCAACGAGAAUUCGCACUUGCACAAACCCACCGCCGCAGUUUGGGGGAAAGACAUGUUCCGGCGAUGCAGAACAAAAUAAAACUUGCAAUUCGUUCGAGUGUCCGAUAGAUGGUAUAUUCAGUGAGUGGAGUUCAUGGUCAGAAUGUUCCGUCACAUGUGGGGGAGGUACUGCACUUCGAGAAAGAGAUUGUACUAAUCCAGCUCCACGAUAUGGGGGUAGACAAUGUGAGGGACCAACCAAUGAAACAAAAAUAUGCAACACAGAUAGCUGUUCAAUUUGUGAAUUUCCGAAUGAUGAGUUUGAAUGUCGUGACAAAGUUCGCUGUAUUCCUAAAUCAUAUGUGUGCGAUGGAUUACCUGACUGUGAUGAUGACAGUGACGAAACGGAAUGUAAUGGUGGAUCCAGCGUCUCUUCACCCUGUCCUGAAGGAUUGUAUAGGUGCCCGGAUGGCUCCUGUAAAUCCAGUCAGUAUGAUUGUUAAUUUUACCAUGCUGGAUUGAUAUAUUUUUAUGUACCGGUAAAGAUCAAUUUCAUUAUUGUGUUAUGAAAGUGUAUACUCUUGUCAAAUGUAAAGGAAUAUUUUCAUCGAUCAUCAAUGUCCAUUAUUUUCAUUGCAACAUUAUCUUUAUCAUUUGUUAUAUUUUUAUAUUUACGGCCAAUUCUAUAUCAUAAAAUCCAUCAAUUAUAGGAUUAUUUAUGUAUUAUUAUGAUUUAAUUGUUUGGUAUACAAUCAAUCUGAGUGUUUGAUUUAUUAUUUACACUAUGCCAUGUGUUUUCCAUAUUUCUUGUCAAUGCGUUUUUCUUAUUUACAAUUUAAAUGCAUUAAAGACGUUCGCACCUGA